Messenger RNA from Schistosoma intercalatum, 1759 nucleotides. NCBI's taxonomy places the organism in Eukaryota, Metazoa, Platyhelminthes, Trematoda, Strigeidida, Schistosomatidae. The record is from the annotation of a GenBank genome assembly.
CGGCUUCCAAUCGGAUAGCGUUCCGUUGACCCUGACUCUCUGUCUGCGGUCACAUAAGAAAUUUCCUAUCCACUCAUGUGAUUUAUCAAUUGCUUUUUCCACUUGUCGAUAAUACACCUAGGUUCCUGCCUGAAGGCAUCGGUGAUCCACUGCUACUAGAUACGGAAGCCCGUUAAGCGAAGGUUUCUUCUAUUCCAUCCAAAACCAUUUGAGGUUUGUCCGGAGCGGUUUUCGCACCUAGCGUUACGUACACAUUUUAUUUAUGAUAAUAUGUCUACACGUAAUCCAUCCCCACCUCCAGAUUAUGACGGAAAUGUCAAACAACUUGAUAUGAUAGGUGACACAACUUACAGCAGACGUUGGCUUUUCUCGUUGUUAAUUAAAUUUCUGGAAAAGGUUAAUAGUGAGACCUCUGCAACUUGGCUAAGUUCCGACGAAGAUCCCUCUCGUAAGGAGUCAGAAACAGAACUGGAGGAACAGCUGUGCUGUCUGUGGGAUCUAACUGUCAAUCGUGAUGUUCUGAAAUUUCUCGACGAGUUUGAAAUCGUCUCAAUAUUUAACAAUGCUCUGGGGAGUGUUCAAAACCCCAGGUUACUGGAAAUUAUAGUAGGAAUUUUGGGAAAUCUAGCUUAUGAUCCACUUGCCUGCCGUAAAAUGAGUGAAAGUGAAUCGUUUAUUGUCCGUGUAAUAAACUUGCUUUACACAAGAGAUACGCCUGCACUAAUUGAAACAUGCAGAUUAAUUCAAACUGUGCUUGCUUCAGAUGAAUAUAGAACACCUUGGUUAAAUGAAAUCCGAUUUCAGCCAGAGUUUUUUGAAAAUAUGCUUUUUAUUUUGAAAAGCUCAACCAAUGCCACACUUUUAAUAGGUACAGUACGUCUCAUUGACGUCAUUACACGUGAAGAUGACAGUUUAGCUGAGGUUUGGUGUGGUGAGCAUCUGCUUACUGCUAUAUUAAUAGCCCAGCACCAAAUGAAGUGGCUUUAUGGCAGUGAAGUAGAAAUCAUUCAUCGUCUACUUUAUACAUUUUCCUCUAAUGUAAAUGGUGUGUCAGCCCUAGUCAAUUCAUUUUCCGAAGUGUUACCUACUUUUGGUGUUUACUUGCGUAAAGUUUGUGAAGAUGCACCUCACCUCAUCCACUUUGUCACGUACUACAAUAGUUUACGAGCAAUCAUCCCGAUAAUAGAUGUCGUUAUAGCUAGCUUACCGUGCAUGGAUGCUAUGUGUUGUUACUUAUCAGAUCCACAUAUCCUUCCUUCUUUAAUACACAUUGCUUGUGGUUGUCAAAAACAAAAGUCUGAACUACCUUUGGUUCGUGGAAUUUUGGCCGAUUUAAAUGUAUUAUAUAAAGAUAUCAUCAAAUCAAUCAGUUCAUGUUUAGAAACAAUGGAUGAUUCAAACAUAGCACCGUUAACUACAGGUGAAUUACAAUGGCUGGCAAACUUAGAAAGUGAUGAUCAAUUUGGAUUUCGUGAAGCGUUUGUAAAUUGUUGUUUAAAUGAUGGAGAUUCUGAAACUAAAGCUUGUCUUAUUUCUGUAUGUAAUCGGCUAAAGUUACCGAAGAUUUUGGAAUCAGUAACGACAGAUGGUUAAAUGUCAGAAUGAAAUGUUUUAAAACACACAUUCUGAGCUAAAAACGACGAGUGGGAAAUGAGGAAAAAUUUAACACCAACAGAUUUUAUGAGAUCAAAAUAUCAGCCAAACUUAAUUUGCCUUUGUAGAUUUUCUAUUAUUUGAUUAAAAAAACUCGUAACACUAA